AGAAGAGUUGACCCCUGCAGGACUGGACCUCACCUUAACCCGUCUGCUGCGAUUGGCACGGAUUUGGCUUUCACUGGUAGCCUGGUAACAUAUACUCCCAGGUCUUUCUCUGCCUCUGUGGUGGAUAGUGGAGUGUUCCCCAUGUGGUAUUGGUGUACUGGAUAUCCCUUCACUGGUAGCCUGGUUACAUACACUCCCAGGUCUUUCUCUGCCUCUGUGGUGGAUAGUGGAGUGUUCCCUAUGUGGUAUUGGUGUGCUGGAUAUCUCUUCACUGGUAGCCUGGUAACAUACACUCCCAGGUCUUUCUCUGCCUCUGUGGUGGAUAGUGGAGUGUUUCCCAUGUGGUAUUGGUGUGCUGGAUAUCCCUUCAAUGAUAGCCUGGUAACAUAUACUCCCAGGUCUUUCUCUGCCUCUGUGGUGGACAGUGGAGUGUUCCCCAUGUGGUAUUGGUGUGCUGGAUAUCCCUUCACUGGUAGCCUGGUAACAUAUACUCCCAGGUCUUUCUCUGCCUCUGUGGUGGACAGUGGAGUGUUUCCCAUGUGGUAUUGGUGUGCUGGAUAUCCCUUAACUGGUAGCCUGGUAACAUACACUCCCAGGUCUUUCUCUGCCUCUGUGGUGGAUAGUGGAGUGUUUCCCAUGUGGUAUUGGUGUGCUGGAUAUCCCUUCACUGGUAGCCUGGUAACAUAUACUCCCAGGUCUUUCUCUGCUUCUGUGGUGGAUAGUGGAGUGUUUCCCAUGUGGUAUUGGUGUGCUGGAUAUCCCUUCACUGGUAGCCUGGUAACAUACACUCCCAGGUCUUUCUCUGCUUCUGUGGUGGAUAGUGGAGUGUUUCCCAUGUGGUAUUGGUGUGCUGGAUAUCCCUUCACUGGUAGCCUGGUAACAUAUACUCCCAGGUCUUUCUCUGCUUCUGUGGUGGAUAGUGGAGUGUUUCCCAUGUGGUAUUGGUGUGCUGGAUAUCCCUUCACUGGUAGCCUGGUAACAUACACUCCCAGGUCUUUCUCUGCUUCUGUGGUGGAUAGUGGAGUGUUUCCCAUGUGGUAUUGGUGUGCUGGAUAUCCCUUCAUUGGUAGCCUGGUAACAUAUACUCCCAGGUCUUUCUCUGCCUCUGUGGUGGAUAGUGGAGUAUUUCCCAUGUGGUAUUGGUGUGCUGGAUAUUCCCUCCCAAGGUGCAGGACUUUACAUUUUUCUUAAUUGAAUUGUAGCAGCCACUUUUUGCUCCAUUCCUGUAGCUUGGUGAGGUCUUGUAGGAGAUCCACAGCCAAGGGGUUAAGGCACCACACAUACCUCCCUGCCCACUGCUGCCUGGCUCACCUUACUCACUCACUCACGAAGGCAAAGUAAAGUUCAACAGGUAUUCAACAUAUUUAAAAAUACAUAUAUUUUAUAACAAAUUAAUUAUACAUUCAUUCGAAUAGGUUAUAAUUCAAAUGAUAUGAGCAUUAGAGACGCAAGACAUGAUGAUGUAAACGCUAUAGUCCGUGCCAGCCAGGCCGAUAAAAACAGCGCUCGCCGGGCGGCAGCGGCACCCUCCUCCACCUCGCCUCUCCGCAGCGCUCCCCUGCCGGUAAUCACCAAGCAACUGUGUGUCGUGAUCAUGAAAAAAAUAUUUGAUUCCUUUCUUUCCCCAGUGGGCAAAAAUUGUCAAGAACAUGUUAUGACCUAGCUUAUAGGAAUGGCCUGCCGGCACACGGCAGGGGCAGCGGCGGCCACGCGGCAAGCAGUGUUUUUGACGGCUGCUGGACCAAGGUAUAGUAAUUAGAGGACGUGCCACUACCCUCCUUGUUAAGAUACGGGGAUCUACGGGACCCGCCUCCACCACACAGCCCGGGGCCAGCCAACCGCCCACCACAAACACCUCCCAAGGCUGUCGGGCUUCCUGCAGAGCACCAGACUACAGAAAUGUCCUGUGUUGUAUCGUCAAGUUUGUCAGCUUCUCUAUAACUGUCAAGUGCUAUAUACAGGCAAGCAGCCACUCCUCUGUGAUCCGUGAAUGGAGUCCACGUCUGUUGCAGUGUAGCCAGGUUUGUGGUGCAGUCUUCAGUGUUUUUAGACUCCAAUUACAUAGUUCCUUAAGGGGAGGUAUAGCAAUUACUGCCACCGUACAAUAGGCUACAUGUGCUUCCUGGCCUUUUCCCAAGUGAUUAUCUUAACUGAAAAACACCAACCCACCCAAGGAUCACGGAAAAACAGAUGCCUGUCCUAAAAAUCUUUUGUGUAGUCUUUGGUGCUCCGUAGGAAGCCUAACAAACUUGUGGACUCGUUUGUCUUGGGCGCUCCUGCUGCCGCUGCGCUGUGUGGACGCGGCGCCCAGAGUAGGAUAUGUGCUGACUCUCCUCUCCAAGACCACAGCACGAAGGACUUUGUUAGAUCCACCACCCUGCACACACCGGCUCCUGCUUGGUGAGGUGAGGUGCUGCCAGACGCCUGCGCGGGGCCGGCAGUCUGGCUUCGUUGACUGAUAACAAGUAUUCCUAGGACAAAGGUUCUCCUGUCUUCCUGGAGGGUGUUGGGUGCCAGGAAGGAGUUCAGAUACAUGUGACAGGACUCAAAAUUGCUCUUCUGCGACUGGCGUUUACUUGCUGGCUUCUCCACACAAAUUCACACAAGUAUUCUCCUAGUGACGAAACAUUUUCUGUCUCCCUGCAGGAUGACAGCAUCAGAGGAGGUAUCAGACACAUGCAACAGGUUAUGUAUGAUUCAAUGACUGACGUCCACGCAGUCUCCUAUACAGUAGAUCACACAAGUAUAUUCUUUUCACGGCUAAGGUCAGUUCCUCCCCCUGGCAGCUCUUGGGCGCCGGGAAAGAGUCCAAUUACAAGUGACUGAUUCUCUAUUGCGGUUCAGCGAGCGAUGUUUUUGCCUCACUCGCUGAGCUCUCCUCCUCAGUAACUCACAGCAAAGUUUGGACACGAAAGAGCAGGACGUAAAACUAACUAACGGUUGCCCCAAACUUGUAACAACGGUACCGAGGCGCUGACGCACCGACGCUGGAAACAAACCCAGACGAGAAAGUCAACACAGAGGGAUGUGAUGGAAGGUGGCGGACAGCACUUCAUGAAGGGACUUGAAGCAGACUCUCCUCUCUCUCUCUCCCUCUCACACACACACACACACCCACACACACACACACUCUCUUGGUAGGACACAACAUGCCCGGGCAGCAUUUUAUGAAUAGACUUGAAGCAGGCUCUCCUCUCUCUCUCUCUCUCUCUCUCUCUCUCUCUCUCUCUCUCUCUCUCGGUAGGACACAACACACCCGGGCAGCACUUCGUGAAUAGACUUGAAGCAGGCUCUCCUCUCUCUCUCUCUCUCUCUCUCUCUCUCCCUCUCUAACACACACACACACACACACUCUCGGUAGGCAAUGGACUUGAAGCAGGCUCUCCUCUCUCUCCCUCCCUCUGUCACUCUCUCUCUCUCUCUCUCUCUCGGUAGGACACAACACGCCCGGGCAAGACUUCAUGAAUGGACUUGAAGCAGGCUCUCUCCUCUUUCUCUCUCCCUCCCUCUCUCACUCACACACUCUCUCUCUCUCUCUCUCUCUCAGUAGGACACAACACACCUGGGCAGCAGCUUGAGGGGAGUGGGGUCAUUGGCGCCAAAACAUCGUCCUGGGUUGAGAAAUAUAACUAUGCAUCCGUUGGUCCGAAUGGCGACACUCCCCUGACAAGUGCCCCCAAACAGGCACUUGUGACGGCACCUUGGAUGAUGUGUCUGUACCUUACACACACACACACUUCCUACAUUGCUACAGUUGUCGUGUGGGUGCUCGCAAAGGACGCCUGAAUCAUUAUUUCAACUCAGCGAGGAGCAAACUAACUUCUGCUGUGCUCUCAUGACCCAGAGACUCAGGACAACACCUUGAUGAGUCUGCCUGGCCACUGCUCUGCCCCUGUGUGUGUAUGUGUGUGUGUGAGGGACAGGAGAACAGGGACAGAUAAGUGAGUGAAGACUGGUAUGUUUAGGACACUGGUAGGAGGGGAGAUGAUCGCCAGACUAAAAGGAGGGACGCCAGGGAGACCAAGGGCAGGGUGGCGAGGCUGUCGAGAACCGCACAAACAAAAAAUUGCUGGACAGAAGGAAAUGGAGUACAGGGGUGAAUGAUUGCUCGUGCCAUCAACUCGCUUCAUGAUGGCUUUUCCAGGAACGUAACCUAACUAAAGCAAGGGAUGCCUAGGAUGGGGGCUGUGGAGACGUGCCAAACAGAAGGAAAGAGAGAGAGAAGCUGAACCAUCAAAGAGCCCCGAGAUGGAUGACAAAGUGACGCCACACAGGGACAGUCAAAAUCAGGAACCACAGUGCACGGCGCUCCUCAGUGAACGGACCUAACAGCUUCAGUCUCCCGCUGUCUCUGCAUCGCUUGCUGUGCUCUUUUCUUUACUCCUAUCAUGUGUGUCUGUCUGAGACUGACUCAAUCUGGGAGGAGGUUGCCUGAAGAGUCUGUGAAAACAAAGCAGGCGCUGAGGCCGGCCGCUACACGGGGCCGGAGGGUUUGUGACGCGGCGCACUCGCUCGGGGAAAAGAACAAUUUUUGAACAAUUUUUUAAGGCCAAGAUUAGGGGGAAAACUUUGACAUGAAUACUACUACUACUACAAGUACUACUAUUACCAUGACUCCUACUACUACUACUACUACUACUAGCUCCACUACCACUCCUUCUGUUCCUGCUGCUACCACUACCUUUCUGGGUGGAUGAAUUUCUCCCGUGGCCCAGCGCAUGCCUUGGAGGGUGUGGCCUUUCCCCGAGCGUGCGCGCCUUGCAUGCUGAACAAAACUCCCGACAUCUUACACAAUCAACACAAGAGUAAAUAUACAAGUAUGGCUACGGUAAGUCUGCUGUCAGGACUGUUGUCUUGUAGUUCAACAUAACUUUGGUAUACAUUACUUCUCUGAAAUAUAUAUAUAUUUAUAUUUAUAUAAUAUAAAUUCUAUUAUGUCAUUAGCACUAAAUAUCAAUAUAUCCACAUGAAAUGCAGUGUUGGAAGAUGUCCACUCUCCACUUCCUGGUUACAUGUUGCACCCGGGCAGGCUGAGUGCCGCGGGGCUGGGAGGCCUAGCAAUGAGAGGUGCCGUGUGGCCUGGCACUGCUGGGAGGCCUAGCAAUAGGAGGUGCCGUGUGGCCUGGCACUGCUGGGAGGCCUAGCAAUAGGAGGUGCCGUGUGGCCUGGCACUGCUGGGAGGCCUAGCAAUGGGAGGUGCCAUGUGGCCUGGCACUGCUGGAGGCCUAUCAAAGCAUGUGCAAAGAAAGAAGCAAAUUUUAAAUGCAAUGAUAAAAAAGGCAAAACUGACAGUCACUUUUGUCCCUGGUCUGGUGGGGCGCGGUGUUGUGGAUCCUGGAACACUGUGUUGACAACAAAAGUUUUGCACAGGCAAUGAAAUGUGGUGGGCUUGAGACAAUGAAAUCUAGUGACAAUAUAUAUAUGUAUAUAUAUACAUUGAAUAUCAUUACAGCAAACUAAGAAAAAAAGACUAUUGCAUCCAAACUUAAGCUGUGUUACUAGCACAAAAUGUAGUAUGUACAGAGCGUGAGGGAAGCACGUGGUGGUGGCGGCGCCUCAGCUGUGUGGUGCGGCGGCGGCGGCGGCCCUCCGCGCGGCCGGGAGAACCUUACUCAAAAUAUUGCACGGUGUGAACCAGCCACUUGUGUUCCGUAUUUCGAUCUCGUCCGUGUGUUGUGUUUCUUGAGUCAGCAACACUCUGAGCACCCGCCGACGCGUGUCAUUGAUCCACAAAUACUCUGGAUGUUGACGACUACACUAGACGACAUCGUGAUCUGCAGAUUGCAACAAUUAGGUAUCACAAAAAGCUUCGGCUGACAAGCAGGAUAUUACUGACAACACAUACAGUGUGAAGAGUGAUCUUGGUGGCUGGCAGCACAUGCACUGUGGCCUGAUGGGAGGUGUGUUGCCAGGCAAGGACAAACUGCA
Eriocheir sinensis (Chinese mitten crab) is the source of this 5928-nucleotide messenger RNA. RefSeq lists its product as uncharacterized. The transcript has 2 exons. The record is from RefSeq and is a predicted model, not a curated record. Lineage: Eukaryota; Metazoa; Arthropoda; Malacostraca; Decapoda; Varunidae. The coding region runs from base 142 to 1191 and encodes 349 amino acids.